Diplodia corticola is the source of this 546-nucleotide messenger RNA. RefSeq names its product chromatin assembly factor 1 subunit a. The transcript is spliced from 2 exons. The record is from RefSeq and is a predicted model, not a curated record. Lineage: Eukaryota; Fungi; Ascomycota; Dothideomycetes; Botryosphaeriales; Botryosphaeriaceae. Bases 1 to 546 code for a protein of 181 amino acids.
AUGCCUAUGAAACAGAUUGCCAAGACAUACAGGACUUCGAAACACCCCUCAAGGAGACGAGAGUUUGGGCCCGUGACUCCAGCCGGCACCGACAUCGCGUCACCUAAGCAACUUGAGUUGGAGGACAAGAUCGCAAAGAAGCGACAGGAGAUUCUGGGCCUUGAAUCCGAGUUGGCGGCUGAAAAGGAGCGUCAUUCAGAAGAGACGGCCAAGAAGAAGAUGAAAUUCAAUCAACUUUUAGAUCUUCGCGGGGACUCUAUCCCUGACCAGCUCGGGUUCUUGGUGGAUGACAUGGAUAAGAUAUGGUUGCCCAUGCUCUCACUGUACAAAGAGGUCCAAAGGAGCAUCUCGGUUCUCAUGGAUGAGAGGGACGCGAUUGACUUCCACGAGUUCACCGAUGAGGAGCUUGAUGCUCUGGAGUGGCUAGGUCGUACCAUAGCCGAAGACCGGAGGUCGGUGGUCUAUCCCAUUUAUACCAGUGUGCCCACACUCGAAGAAAUUCGCGACAAGCUGGGAAACAUGGUGAUGAAGGCCAAGAAGGAGUGA